Messenger RNA from Dreissena polymorpha, 465 nucleotides. Its product is annotated as prostatic spermine-binding protein-like. NCBI's taxonomy places the organism in Eukaryota, Metazoa, Mollusca, Bivalvia, Myida, Dreissenidae. The transcript has 3 exons. Bases 1 to 465 code for a protein of 154 amino acids. The record is from RefSeq and is a predicted model, not a curated record.
AUGGCUGUGUCCAUGCUUGAUGCCAAUAACGAGGAUAAAGAUGAUAGAGAUAAGGAUGAUGAUGAUGUUGAAAGAGAUGACGACGGAGAUGAAGAAUAUACAGAUGACGAUGUUGAUGAAGAUGAUAGGAAUGACUAUGAUAAUGAUGAAUAUUAUAGUGAUGAUGAUGAGGAUGAAGCUGAUAGAGAUUACGAUGGCGAUGAAGAUUAUAGAGAUGAGGAUGGUGAUGGGGAUGGGGAUGAAAAUGUUAGGGAUGAGAAUGAGGAUGGCGAUGAUAUAGAUGACGAUGAUUAUGAAGAUGAUAGAGAUGAGGAUGAUGAUGAAUAUAAUAGAGAUGACGAUAGUGAUGAAGAUGAUAGAAGUAACUAUGGUGAUGAUGAUGAUAGAGAUGAGGAUGGUGUUAAGAGUAUUGAAAUUGAGAUGAAAAUAGUAAUGGUGUUUCCUGCCAUUACUUCCGGCGAGUAG